Molecule: messenger RNA, 668 nt
Organism: Meloidogyne enterolobii
Lineage: Eukaryota; Metazoa; Nematoda; Chromadorea; Rhabditida; Meloidogynidae
Source: the annotation of a GenBank genome assembly
AUAUAUUAAUUCAGUUUUGAAAAUAAAAAUUUUAUUGCCUAUUUCCGAAGUUUUUUCCUUCCGAUUUCCGAGUUCCGACUUUUCAGCCAGUUCCGAUUUCCGACACCUCUGGCUGUUCCGACCCACUUCUGGUCCGGAUAUAUGUUUAUGUAAAAACACCUAACAGCAUUUAAAACGCUUAGGCGGGGGUUAAACGCUUUAUAAGGAGAAUAGAGAAAGCCGUAGCCCCAGUAGCUCAGUAAUUCGAAUCUUGCCCGGUGGCUACACUUUUGUUAAACGCAUACUUUUUAACGACAUUUGAUAACCUUUAAAGCAAUCCUAAGGGUAACUUCUAUCGAGAUUCAAUUUUAUUUCCAUUUAUCCCCUCAAACGUGUUCCUAAUUAAGUUUGUUUUAUAUUCGAGUUGAUUACCUAAAUACUAUAUUUUGAAAUAUUUUCACACUAAUUUAUUAAAACUGAAAAACGUAUGAAAAACGAGGCUGAUGAUAAUGACAGUUCUGAGGGACUGGAAGCUUUAUUGAAUCGCGCAAAAUGGACAGAUUCACAAUUAGAGGAAGUUAUGCGGUUAAUUUAUGGGAGACGUUGUCCGUAAGUGAAUUAAAGUCAGACCUCACGCAUACCUCCAAUAUUAGACCUCGAUUACCAUCUUUGUUCGGCACAAACCUCCU